This is a messenger RNA of Polychytrium aggregatum, 1235 nucleotides long. RefSeq lists its product as uncharacterized. The record is from RefSeq and is a predicted model, not a curated record. Bases 402 to 1235 code for a protein of 277 amino acids. The transcript has 2 exons. Lineage: Eukaryota; Fungi; Chytridiomycota; Chytridiomycetes; Polychytriales.
GCGAGAGGAUCUCUCGGCCCAUAUCAUUAUCGAGCUUUUGAUAUUCACGGGCCAGCACCGAGUCUUGAACUUGGAAUCCGCGGCUGUGGACUGGCUACUGAAUCAGCAGAUCGAGCUGACUCUGGCUGCGCGCGACAGGCUGAAGGCUCUUGCAUCGUACAUCAAAGUCUGCAAAAAACCGACCGGAUACCGUGAUUAUUUUGCUGCGAAGGGCCAUUUGUUUCUGGGCUUGAUACACUGCGUUCAGAAAAAAACAGGACGCUGUCCCAUUUCAAUUGUACAUGCAGUGUGCGAUAGAUUGCACUCAGUCAAUGCAAUGAAAGCGGGACACCCAGCGUUUGCCGCCUCAAAAUAUCUCACAUUGGCCUUGCUAUCAACUCGCAAUCCAUCUGUUUCCCACAAUGCUCGAAGAAGACGCUCUCGAUAGAUGCUGCUGCGCUGCGAUGCCGCGGUGGCGCUGUGUAGAAUCGGGUGCCAUAGGGACUGCGCUGGCCAAGGAGGAGUCGGCACAGCCGCGCCAUGGGUUCUGGCUGGCAGUAGGGUUUGAGUUGCUGCUGCAGGUGGUGCUGGUGGUGCUGGUGGUGCUGCUGGUGCUGCUGGUGCUGCUGGUGGUGGAAUUGAAAAUACAGAGUUUUUGCGAUGAGCCCACCAACUUUGACUGGGUUCAUGUGACUGCAUCUGAGGGGGCCGAUCGCGAGCCGCCUGGGGCCACCCGGAGCCGCCCCGAGCCACCUGGAGCCACUCAGAACCGUUUGCGGAUGCAGCCGAGACAUGGUUGGACAGGGCUGGCGGCUCGAUGGACAUGGAGAAACGGGGGCGACUGGCAUGGCGAGAUGGGGCCGUGGGCUGGAGGCUCGGCCGGAGGGGGAAACGCAGGCCACAUGUCGAUGGCAAACUCGGGCGGCGGUCCAUGGGUCCGUGGGCUUGAUGGCCAAGCCAAUGGGGUGAGCGGCGAGCUUGCAAUAUCCCGGAGUUGCACAGAUCAGUGCGCCAGACAGGGCAUGGGUCGCCAGACCGUCCGCGGGUCCACCUCAGUCCAUCUCUCGAUGGCACUCAUCCACCACACGCACUGGUUCUCGUUCGGCAGGUGGAUCGCAAUCUCCUUGGGCGAUGGCGUGUCGUCAGCGGGGGAAGAGCGGCUGCAGACACCAUCGAGUGUUGCUCUCCGAAUGCGAAUGCGAAUGCGAAUGCGGACCGGGCUUAUCCGUUUUGGCGGCGGGCUGGUUUUCUGGUGA